ACGACAACCGUUAACCUGAAAUUCACGUGACUUUUGACAUACUGUUACAGCAUGAACAAGGCUGUUUACAGAGGAAGGCAUUUCUUGAUCAAAUUCAAAAACCUCUUUGGCACUGGAAGGUCUGUUGUCCUGUCACCAAAAUUAUGCAGUGAAGAUCUACAGGGUCAAAAACAAACCGUACGUAAGAAGUUUCUGUGUGCCUCGUAUAUAUUUGUAUUCCUUUCGAAGUCAAUGGCUCUAUUACGCUAAAGUUUGCUUAUGAUCUCAGCUUGAUUAAAGUUAAUUAGUACGGUAGUAACGAGCACAUAAACCUACUAAACCGCUUGCUUUUAUAUAAACUUGGCAAUCGUAAAAAAAAAAAAUAGGGAAAAUAUUAAAAAUAGCGCUAGUUAAGAAAAACAUCAGAGAUGAACUACUUUGGUACUUGCUUAUGAGACUAUGAAAGUAUCGUGUUUUAACAAACAAAAUCACAGAGCUUCAUCACAGAGAACAGACAAGCCCCGCGCCGCAGUACAUAAAAACGUAAAUAUAGCGAACUUGCUGUGACUUGCUGAGCUGUAGCGAUAUUUUAAGGUGGCAUUUCUUUUUCCUUUCACCUGACCAAAGUUAAUUCCGCUUAUUUUUUUUUCUGCUUUUAACCUUUUUGUUUUUGUUUAAAUAAAUUGCGUAAUAGAUCAACCACCAAAACGCAGAGCAAACUGAAGGGGGCGGAGUAGGGGCGUGUGCGCAAGAUGGCGAUAGAAGCUGAACAAUUUGUGGAUUCGUACAAACGAUAUGUGCCCUGGAGAAAAUUUUUGAAAGAUAAUAUAAUAACCUUAUUAUUAUUAUUGGAUAUUCACGUUUUAAAUAGCCUUAAUUUGACGGCUUUUUGUAUUAACGCAGCAUUCCGAUGCUUUCAAUCAGAAAGUAAGGCAGUUGGUUGAUCUUUUUUUAUAAACUCCGCUGUGUAAAAACACUGCUGUCACAAGUGGUCAUGGGUUCGUCGUGUCACAAGUAGACAGCAAGUAGACCAAGAGCUACAUUAGAAGAGUAUCAGACUGGAAAAGGCCUGAUUUACAACAAUUUUUCGCUGUAAAACUGCACAGGUCAGAAACAGAAGGUUUUAGAAGGGUAAUCAUAAUUUGUGUAAAAUAUAUUUGAAGUUCAGUGAGCCCGUGUAUUGGUCACGAGGCCGGAUGGGAAAUUUUUAUCCCGCCAAGUUUUCGUGGUUGAAUAUAAACAUUAUGUAAAUGUUCAGGCAGUAACAGUUGUGUCCUGAUGAGAAAGUAGAAACAUCCAUGUUUUAAAAUCACUGAUGCGAGCUGAAUUAGUUGCUCUGUCCGGAAGCGCAUUAUUUUGAAUCAAUGCGCGCUAUGGCAUUCAAUACCCCUGGCUCAGCCAGGAAUUUCUGUUUUUGCCUUGAAACUGCUUUGAUUCAAAGGCCAAAUUUUUAUAGGCUCUCCCAACCCCCACUACAGCCUAAAGAGUUAGGACUUUAAUUAUAGCAUUUUUUUGUUGCUUCUGCAGAGAAAAAUGAGUUCUAAACCAAUUUAUAAACCAGCUGACAGACUUCUUGGACAUGACAAGAAUGUAUGGUAUGUAUAUGUAAAGUAAGCGGCCAUCCUCAGGGUACGGGCUAAUGGCCACUUUUUGGCUGCUCAAUAGGGAUUCAUUGUAAAAAUCAGCAUAAUUUUUAGCAGAAACUGAUCAUUUUUGUUUUAAACAAAUUUGUGACAUGAGUGCUCAGCAUUACUACACCACAAUCAGCCCUGACCCUUAAUCAUGGACUGAAUUUUUCUUCAUCAUACAGUGAAACCUCAAUGUAACGAACCUCUUUAAUGGUAUAACGAACGAUUUUCUUUUCCCCAGGAAUAGUAAAGUAUGUGAAAAAGAACCUCCAGAUAACGAAACCUCAUUGUAACAAACACAGUAUGCCAGUCCCCUGGGUCUUUGUUUUAUCGAGGUUCCACUGUAUUUUGAAAUAAAGUCAAACAACUGUAUGAGCAAUACAUUAAGGUGAUUCCAUAGUAAAAGAACCUAACAUAGAUUAUAGCUGAAACUUGGUACACUGAUGUAACAAGUCAAGGUAAUGAUAAAAAAGUAAUAAAAAGUAGGGGUCACCGUGCUCGUUUUGACGUCACAAUGCUGCCAAAUACGGCUAUUUAGGACCCUUUUACAAAAACCGCGGGCAGCCCAAAACUAGACAAAAAGGAGAGAUUUUUUCAAUGAUGCAUGUGGCAUCACACAGAAUUUGACUUUAAUGUAUUGUUUAUCUACUUACGUAACAGAAAAAUGCCUUUUAAUGCCCUUGUUUUUACUUUAUGCUCCAAAGUAAAAUUAAAUUGGACGCGCGCUUUUCGACCCGUGAUGGCUCAAUCCGUACAAUUUACUAAAAUUGCCAAAAAACUGAACAUACAUUUGUGCCAAUUUUCUUUUUCAUCGAAAGAAAGCACUGUCCUUAUUAAAAUCAUGAAAUAAAAAAUGGGGGUCACCGUACUCGUUUUUGCGGUAGAGCUGCAGAAAGUGCGCACCAAAUGCAUUUUCUCCGAUUUUUGAGAGAGGACUGGGGCGAGUUUCAAAAUAAAAGAUAUGUGAAAGGGGGAAGAAAGUAUUAAAAAAUCCGUUUUUACAGAAUUUACAUCGAGAUGUUACAUUUAGGACACAAUGUGAUAAAGAAAGUGUUUAAAUGAAAAUCAAAGUGAGUAAGGACAAGUUAAACAUCAACUAUCGAGGUUCUCCAAGAGGAGGUCGAACUCAGCAACACGCGUACUGCUUACGUUAUGCGCAUUCCCAACACGUUGAGUCUCACCUCGGCAAGAAACAACAGCAAGCAAAAAUUCCAAUAGUGUUUCUCUUCAGUCAACUUCAUUUUAAUAAUGUUACUUCACAUGUUCUUUUUUACGGCAGCCAUCUUGUUAUGCGCAGUAAGAGAUGCGCAGUGCAAAACUAGGGAAUCACCUUAAGUAGUUAUUGUAACUUGAUCAGUUGCCUUUUUAUGUUACAGGGUGGAGUUCACUGCUUUAGCAAGGAAAUGUAAGGCAGUUAAUUUAGGGCAGGUGAGAAAUGGUUGAAUGGUAAUUAUUACCAACCCCCAUUCAACAGAGUUAAUUUAAAGAAAAUGAAACAUUCCCUUUUACUAGACUAGAAUUUCAGCAAGUCUGUAGGCAAUGAAAAUAGAUAUCAGCAUAUUGUGAGACAGUGAUACAGAUGGCUUUUGCACAAAGUCUUAGCCUACAUGUAGCCGCACCCUCUCCCCGACAAGGGAAAAAUGGAAAAAAAAAACAUUUUUCAUUUGUCGGGGGAAGGGUUGGGCUACACGCAAGCUAACAAAGUCUUUGCCAUUCAGUCCAGGGGCGGAUCCAAAGGGUGCACUGCGUCUCUUGCUCUUUCAACACCAAUAAACCAGUUUUUUUUUUUUUUCAGAAUACCAGUUUUAGAAAAAGGUCAUUUGGAUCUCCCCUGCAGUCAAUAUAAUGAUUGCUACAAGUUAUGUAAUAUUACUGUUAGUCUUACAUAUUUUAGACUUUCAACUUGAUGCUGAGAAAAUUAAAACAGUCUUGCUAGACAACCAUUAUACCUCACUUUGAUUGUUCAUGGACAGAGAACAACAUACUGGACAUUACUCAAGUCAUACUUGUGGCUUGAAUUAACCUUAGUUUUAAACCCCAACAUCAAAAUUCAAAUUCUCAUUAGUUGUUUCUAUAUGUUUCCUAUAGAAAUAGUGGGGAGAAUAUGUUGAAGGAUCAAUGAGAUUCACCUUCUGUGAUCAUGUCCUUAAUUCUUAUGACCUCUCUGUUUUAUAAAGCACUGAUAUUAGAUAGAGAAAUGUCAUGCUCAACACUCGUAGGGCAUGUAGUACCACUGGGUGAUUUUGAGUAAUGACACUAUAUAAUUAUGUAUAAAUGCUAUAAUAAACUGUGAUUUAGACAUCAAACCUUUUUUUUAAAGGGAUUUCCAGAUUUUGCUCCACCACCCAUCAUUUCAGAGGCUCUUGGAAAAGUUGCGUCAAGUAGUGACAUCUCUGUUAACCAAUACACAAGAAGUCAGGUGUGUGAUUGUAAUUAAUAUUUAAUGACAUUGUGCUUCCUUUAUCCUGUGCCUAGUUUGGUGUUUGCAGUCUAACUAAACUGUGUUGUAGUAGCAACUAGUAGUAGCACCUUAAUUUUGUACUGAACAGCAAGCUUAUUAUUUUUCCUUGACCUUCAAUGUUCCCCUCAGCUUGAUAUUUCAUGGUCCUGGGGAAACAAAGCUAAUGACUAUUUUCCUUGGGUCAGCCAGCAGCUGCUGGUUAAUAUCAUAGGCUGUAAAAGAACUUACUUAUCUGGCUCGAAUUGCUCUGGGAAACAGAGACAUGAUUUUGAAGUAGAAGUGAUGAAGUAAAAAACAGGCUAGCCAAAUAAAUAAGCAUGCAUAUUUUGUUUUCUUAGCUACUUCCCAGUUGAGUGCGUCAUAUGUACAGUACCUGGUUUACAAAUAGUACAAUCCAAUAAGCACUGUGUUUAUUGUUAGCCAAAAUUCUGGAGCAUCAUUGUGUAAAACAGUCAAGUAUGCAGUGAUUUUUGUCACCUCUGCAUCCUGCAUCCCUGAUGCAUAAAAAUCCUUGAAGGUGCAAAAUAAUUGAUUGAUUGAUUGAUCGAUCUGAAGAUGCUUUUGAAGAAUAUCCUGUGUGUGUGAUUUCGGUGGCUGUUAUGACCCACGUACUUCUUGAAGAUUUUUACCUAUUUGGAGAUUGCAUGUGCACAUCAAAUGAGGCACUGACAAUCAAGGGAGGCCCUAUUAAGUUCUUUAACAGUUUGAUACAGUCAGAUAGUGCAGGUCACUCAAAAUUAGUUUAUGCAAUACAUCUGGUUCUCUUCACUGACUCGCAGGAAAAGAAACUGUCAUUCUUAAUUGAUGGUGGUGUCAUGAGAGUUUGCCUUAUGAAUAAUGAUGCUGUCACGAUUUUUUUUUUUCAUUUUUUUUCUUCUUAAAAACAAGUGAGUGAGGGGAUCGGAAAGGGGGAGCUUAAUACAACAACAUAGUAUAGUUAAUAACAAAUUAUUAUUUUGCCUCUAUUAUUCAAGGGACAUCCAAGAUUAGUCAAUGCAAUCGGAAAACUAUACACAACUCUGCUGAAGAGAGAAAUUGAUCCUUUGUCUGAGGUAAGCUCCAAACUGAUUUUAGUUUCAGUCAAACGUCCAUGCAAACAACCAUCUCUCAAUAAUUAAUCAAACACUUCUCAUGAGAGUCUUUAAGUAUCAUACUUGAAAUCUCUGAUAAGCAGUCACCACAUCUAGACAACUGUGACCACUUUCUUAAGAAAAAAUUUUUCAUUGUAAAAUGUGAGACCAGUUGGCAUGUGGUCUGAUUUCUAAUGGUGCAAAUUAUAUAGUUCAAGGCCACAUCAGCUUUCUUACACAACUUGGUUAUCACUGAGAAUAUUAUGAAGGAAACCAUUUUGGUUAAACUCAGGUGUGUCAUUAUCAGUUUUAAAUGAACUGAACUGAAUUGUCAUUUUAUUUUUUCAGAUUUUGAUAACAGGAGGAGCUUAUGAGUCUCUGUUUUGUUCAUUUCAAGGCCUGAUAGAUCCUGGUGACGAGGUACAUAAGUGACAAGCGCAAGUUAUUUUGUAAAAUCUGGUGCUAAAUAGAAUAAAAUUUAAUUAUUGUCGGCGUCACUCAAUGGGGGAGGCAGUGGUAAUUAACAUACGCCCAAAAUGUGACCGAAAAACCCAACUUUCCAAGGACAUUUUUUGUAAUGUACUAAAAACUACCCAAAUACUCAGUAUACUUUCUCAGCAGAUUAAAACCACUGUAUUGUACCCUACAUUCAAGACCCUGGCCAACCCUGAAUCCUUUGACUAAUGAGACUGAUGAUACAGUUCAUGUAUUCUCUCUUUCCCUUGAGUCUUAAUGAUAAACUUUUCCCCCUCUGCUCUCUCAGUUUUUUCAAAAAUAAGCCAAGUGUCUCUGGCCAUUUGAUGAACUUACAUUUUGGCAUGCGUCAGAAUAUUUCUUUUUAAUGGCUACCUCUGCUGAACCACUUGAAGUUCUACACUGUACAGUACCAACCACUUGUAAUAGCCCUUAUACAUGUGUACAUCAGUCACAAAAAAAUUUCACCACCAAGUCAAUAUAUGAAUUUGCAAAGUUUUACUUAGCCUGAGAAAACAGUCAACAUUUUGCAACAGGGGGGGAGGGUGGUGGGGGGUUGCUCACCACUGGUUUCCCUAGGAAGUGACAUCUGAGAAACGAUUGCAGAAAUUCCAUUCUGAUGAUACAUCACUACCCAGAUCUGGGUAGUGCUUCUGAUUGGUUGUGCUGUCUGGGAAUUUUGCUUCAGCCAGUCAGAAGUGCGACUCAGAUCUGUACAGUGACACGUCUUCAGUAUGGAAUUUCUGCGCUCGUCUUUCAGACACCCCCUGAAUUUAAGGCAGUGUCAAUUAUUUCCACACUGUGCUGCAUAAUUUAAUUAAAGUUAAUGAUUUCAACUUUCUCUCUUCAGGUUAUAAUCAUUGAGCCAUUUUUUGAUUGCUAUUUGCCACAAAUUGCAUUUGCUGGUGGAGUUCCAAAAUUUGUCACUCUUAAACCUGUAAGCCCACUUUCAAACUAAUUUCAGUUAUAUACAAUUUAUUAAUUGAAUUAUACUAACAAUGAUACUUUUUGUUCACUUGAACCUGACAAAAGAAAACAUGUCGUGUGUAGCAUGUAUUAAAUCAUGAAUACACUGCGACAGUUAUGACUAUACACAAAAGGGUAAAAUUGAAGAACAGCCCCCCAAACAAUCUGCUAGUAUACUGUUGACCACAGUCUACCGACAGAUGACCGACGGUCAGCCAACAGAUGACCAACAAUGGGCCGACAAAUGACCAACAGCUGUUCUUCAAUUUUACCCUUAAAAAAAAGAGUAUACCAUGCCAUACUGUACAGUUUGAUGUUCUUGUCGGUUUACACAGUUGUUUUUUCCACUGAGUUUUCGCAAAUGGUUUCUUGUUGUGAUUUUCUUCAUCAGAAAGAAAAUGCUACUUCCACAAAGGACUGGAUUUGGGAUAAGGAGGAGCUAGAGUCGGCGUUUACUGAGAAGACCAGGGCAAUAGUAAUUAAUACUCCACACAAUCCCAUUGGAAAGGUGAAGUUCCACAGUGCAUUAUUCCUUUAGAUGCAUGAGGCAAAGUAGAUUUAUUUGUUAGCAUAAGAGUUGCCGUAAUUGUUUUUGUUAAGUUAUUGAAAACUUCAUAGUAGGUUGAGUAUGAUCGUUUGCCAGUGAAUGCAGUCCUGAACAGGACUGUUGUUGACAGUUACUGACAUUUUGACAACCUGUGUCGGUUAAGUCAAGGUGAGUUGUAUCACCUCAGUUGAUGGUAUUAAACUCUGGUUAUUGAUCUGAUUGGUCUUUGACUCUGAAGAGGGCUACCGUACUACCGUACAGGUCUACAGGUUGUCGAAGCGUCAGUCACUGUCAACAUGCUAUUCAGGAUUACAUUCACGCGGACGAUCAUACUCAACCUACUGAUGAAAUGACUCCUGAGUUCAAACCUUUCACAGUGUUAUGGAACUGUUUUAUAAUAAAUCGUCUAGGUGCUCAGUAUGGAAGAGCUACAAUUCAUUGCAGAUUUGUGCAAAAAGUACAAUGUGAUAUGUAUUAGCGAUGAAGUGUAUGAGUGGCUUGUCUACAAUGGAAUGCAGCACAUUAGGAUUGGUAAGGAACUCGUACCUCUUAAACUUGGAAUCUAAUGAGUGGUAAUUCUGUCUUUCCUUCCAUCCAGUAAACUUGUACCCUGGGUUUUAAAUCUCUUUUUUUCGCCUUGCGGGAGAAGUCCCUGACAUAUAUUUGAGGACGAAACUGAGAGGUCCUGCAGUUUUUUUACCAUGUACAGUAUUAAAAAACCUCCUCCCUCCAUAAGCUGUGAGAUACAAGUCAUUGCAUUCCAAACAUUCACAUAUUUAGUGGAGUAUCAUGCUGUAUACUUAUCCAUUGUACCAAAAUAUUGAAUGCCCGACUUGAGGAUUAUCAUGUGUUUCUAAUGAGGCAAACCAUGUAUGAGCAGAGUAUAAUUUAUGUACAGGUAUUAACAUCUAUUGGCAUUACAAAGUACAAAUUUUAAUUAUUUCUUAUCUGUCUUGUUUUAUUUCAUCACUAGCAACUUUACCUGGAAUGUGGGAGAGAACAGUAACAAUUGGCAGUGCUGGAAAGACAUUCAGUGUUACAGGGUGGAAGGUAAGGGAUUCAGCUCACAUCAUUUUCCAGCUCAUACUGACCAAGCUAGACUAUGAGUAGUCCCUCGUUUUUCAAUCACACACCUCUCGUUUCGCUCGCCCUACUAUCCCUGAGGAAAAAUGAGGGACUACUUGUAGUCUAUGACAAAGCUAGCCAAAGAAAUAUGGUUUUGCAAUGUGUCCUUUUCUCCAAAAAUUACUAGCACUUUAAACAGAUUAGCCUAAUAUAUCUGUUGUAGUUAAUUUUUUAUCUCAGUUAAUUUUUAUUUUUUCAUUGUUUUUGGGUGUGGUAAUGUACUGUACUAUAAUGAAUAUGAAAAGGAAAAAUAAAAAUUACCUGAAAUAAAAAAAUAAUUAACUGCAGCAUAUCCAUAAUGAGAAUUAAUUCAAAACAUAAAAUCAUAUUUAUAGUUUUUGAAGAGAGUAAAUAAAUGAUAGAUGAUAAAUGAUGGUGGUGAUGAUGAUGCAUGAUCAUAACUAUUGUUCCUAUAAAAAUUAAUGAUAAUAUUGAUAAUAAGGUACAUGUCGGUCUAGAAUCUUUUGUCUGCAUUUUGAAUGUUCAGUUCUCUGUCAAUACGCGUCAAGUCCCUUCUUGUUCUCAUGGAUAUGUUGUAGUUAAUUUUUUAUUUAAGUUAAUUUUUAUUUUUCCAUUGUUUUUGGGUAUCGUAAUGUAUGCUAAUGAAUUUAUAACAAAGGAAAAACAAAAAUUAACUGAAAUAAAAAAUUAACUGCAAUAGAUACAUCCUUAUGGUACAAAUGUGGAAAAAUACAGCUUAUGGUUUAAAAUUUGAGAAUGAAUAAUACAUUCAUUGUUAUUGUUGUCAGAUUGGUUGGUCCAUAGGUCCUAAAGAAUUAAUAAAGAAUUUACAAACAGUGCAAUCACAAGUGACAUACACCCUUCCCACGCCAACACAGGUACUUUAUUUUAUUUAUUUUAUUUGAUGCCAAAUUUAUUUUAACAUUAUUGUAAUAUUUUAAAAUGAUAUGCAAAGUUAUAUCUGCUUGGCAGUUUCCUUUCACAUGCAAAGUUCUUUUAACCUGUGACAUGUUACAUGUAAGUUGCAAGAGUGAUCAACAUCAAUUUUCUCCUGAUAAUAAUUAUGCAUACGUAAUCAAGAGAAGACAUAAUGAGAAUUAAUAAACAUGGUCACUUGAGGGAAAAUUCCUUGAUCUUUGUUAAUUCUCUCAGCUUAUUUUUUAACGAAAUGUAUGGGGAUCAGUCUGGAAAACUGAUUUGUAUGUGGAUAUUGAGGAUUGAAUUAGUUCAAGACAGCGUAAAUGUAUCAACAUGAAAACGUAAUGUGUGUCCCAUCCCCAUUUAAUCUAUCCUAUUUCCUUUCUUUAAUUGUUCUAAAAAACAAUAAAUGAUUGUAUUAUUUCAUUCUAUUCUUUUUAUCUUGUUUAUUUAAAGGAAGCCCUAGCACAAGCUUUUGAACAUGAGAUUCCUCUUGUUGGAACAGAAAAGUCAUAUUUUAAGGAACUUAGCAGUAUGCUGGAGAAAAAACGUGAUCUCAUGGCCAAACUACUCACUGAUGUUGGCUUCAAGCCUACAAUACCUGAGGGAGGCUAUUUUAUGAUGGCUGACACCUCUGACAUAGGUAAAGCAAGUUUGAUUGAUAAGCCUUUUCCUCGUACAAUUAUUUUAUAGUUUGUAUCGAAAUUGUGGUUUAAAUCAGUAAAGCACAGAAAAUGUUUAUGUAGCCACAGCAUCUUAGAGUUGAUCUUUAAAGUAAUUUAAAAUAUAGACCUUUUUUCUGGCACUGGAGUCAUUUGCCAAAAUUUAUCAUUUGCUUUAAUACAGUAGAACCAUAUUAAUAUAAACCACCACUGACUGGAAAAUGACAGUUUUUAUUACUACACUUCUUGUAAUCAUACUUUUUAAAUUAUUGUAUAUCUUUCUAAAUUAUUCAAUAACAGAUGUAUACAUUGUAACUGUGUAAUUUCUCUGCUGAGUAAUGUAUAUACUGUACUACACACUUUAAAUGAGUGGAAAACUCAGUGUAGUUUUUGCCUUUUCACUUUUCAAUCAAUCUCACACAAAGCAUCAUUUUUCCAUCUUUUACAUGAAAAGCAGUAGCUUAAAAUUAUUAAGAAGGGCAUAAUGUUCAGUCCAUUUGAUUUUGGCUGUCACAUCACAGUAGUGUGGCAAUGUAACAGGUCACCUUCCCAGAGCUAUUUCUUAGGGAGCUUAAGCAACUACCGCAGCCACAGCAGCGAAAAUGUCACCUGGAAAGUGAGUUCACACUGUUUCAAAAUUUAUUACUUUUGUUCCAUUUCAAACAAUUUAUUGUUGGGAAUUCUUCUGGAGUUGAAUGUAAAACAAAAAGAAGCAUGAUGCACGUGCAAAGUUGUUGCUUUUCUAAUCUAGACCAAUUGCUUUUUUGCCGCUCUCGUUGCCGUCACCAUCGUCAUUGCUUAAGCUCCCUAAACCUCUCCAAUAUGAUAUUGAAAGGUGGGAGACAUCACCAAACAAAAAAACUUAAUUGUUAUUUUUAUGCUCACAAAUGAGAUCAUGCCAUAAAGUCAUAUUUAUUUGAUACAUGUUAAAUGCAGAUGUGGAUUUUGAUGAAUAUGACAAAAGUGAUGACCCUCAGGACUACAAAUUUGUACGCUGGCUGACCAAAGAAAAGGUAUUGAGUUUCUACUCUUAACUUUCACCCUCCUGCCUGAUAAUAACUGGAUUGUACUGGGCCAGUUAACAUAUUGAAUGUCAUUUGCUUAAUCCAAGGCCGUACUCAAACCUUGGGUCAAAGGUAGCAACACUUAAAAAAACAAAAAGAAAAACAAUGGUCAGGGAAAAAUCUGGGGAAUCAUGGAAGUACUUAAUUAAUUUUCAGUUUGCCAUAGGGUUUUUUGAAGGUUAUCAAAUGAAUAAAAUGAAAAACAUUCAAUUUGAAUUUGCUUGAGUUUUAUUUCUCCAUAAAUCUUAGAAAACUUCCAGGUCUUGUAUAUGUAAAGAGUAAGUCAAAAGUGGGCAACUCUGUUCUUGCAUGGGACCUUCAAUAAUUGAUUGACAUAACAGUUUCCCUUUUUAAUAGUAUAAUGUUUUACCAUCAUUUUGAGUCAUUUUGGAGAUGUGACAUGCAGAUGUGUUACUUAGAUUAAAGUCGAACAUCUACACAUACAACGGCCACCUUGGGACAGAAGAAAGUGGCCGUUGUGUAGAGGUGGCCAUUAUAAGGAAGUUGGGGUGUUAUAUGACAAUUUUUUAGGGAGUACAACAUGUUUUUUUUGUGCUAAGUUCAUGCUUACUGUAUCCCAUAAUCAUGGUAAUCCAGUCAUAUAUACUUUAUAGUGAUAAUACACAAGACACUUGAAUUAUGUCAUGAAUCAAAAAUAAUGUUAAUGUGACAAAACAAGCAGGGUUCGCAAUUACGCAGCUGUAUAAAUGAAACAAAAUACGAUUGCCGUGAUUGAUCAUAAAUGUGCCGUACAGAUCAAUUCGUGACCAUUCUUGACUUUUUCAUCAGUCGCUCAAAAAACUGGCCAUUGUUGAGAGGUUGGUAGUUGGGGACAUGCAUUUGUUGCCAUUGCCAUUGUAGAGAGGUGGCUGUUGUGGAGAGGUGGUCGUUAGCGGAGACUCAACUGUAUGUAAUUAGUAAGGCUUUCAUUAAUAUCUUGGUAAGCACUCAGUAACCAGUUUGAUGUCUUACUUACUAGGGAAUUGCCGCUAUUCCCCCGAGUGCAUUUUAUUCUGCCCAGAAUAAACACUAUGGAGCCAAGUACAUUCGGUUUUGCUUUAUCAAGGUCAGUAUGCAAUAGUAUUCAGCCUCUUGAUCUGAUGCCGCUAGUUCCAUCCAGACUCCUCCUCAGGCCCUUCGUUUUUCUCAGUAUUCAGUCUGGUGAUGAAACCGCAAGGGACCAUGGGAAGGGUUGAUUUUCAUUGAGACAUCUGGCACUAGUUCCAUCAUUAAAUAACAUUUUUUGGUUGUGCUUUAUAUAACUGUUUUAAUGACCUAAAUAAACUUGGUGCCAAAAAAUCACUCCUACCUAUGGCUCUUUAAGUUCCAUCGGUGAAUGAGUUUUGAACAUUUUGCCACUCAUUGAACAUUUUGUCUACUGUGCAUGGAAAAUUGUGGAUUUGUUAAAUAAACUCUGAGUGUAAUAACUAGUGGUACGGUCAAACGCCCCAUAAAGCAACCACUAGGCUUUUAGCCAGACAUUGAAAACUGGCUGUCCAGAAGGCAUGUUUUCCCAUUAAAGUAUAAGAGAUUAAGUGAAUUUUCCUUGUUUUUCUUCCAAAAAUGGGUGUCCAUAGGACGGCUGGACACCCUUCUGGCUAAAACCUUAGCGACUACCCAAAAAUACAAGGAUUUUAGCUGCUUGCAGUUUCAGGAGGUGGUCAUACGUUGAGGUUCAACUGUAUUUUGAUUCUUUAAUCACUCUGUAGGAGGACAGUACACUUGAAGCUGGUGCAAAGAAAUUGAAAGAGUGGAAAGAAGAACUUGAGAGCAAAAAAUGACAUUACACGGCUGGCAGUAGGGUUUGGUCACAGUAAUUUACAGUAAAGUCAAACUUGCCAUGAAUUAUUACAAUUGGCUGCACAGCCAAAAUUUUAUUUAUUAAUUUCUUAUUUUCAUCAUUAUUUUGAGUUUAGGGAAAUUUGAAAAGGUUUCAGGAAAAUUAAAUAACAAAAAUAUUAUAUCUCUCAUUAAUGAGUUCAAGGUCCACACUGUACAUGUACAUUAAGGACCAA
Porites lobata is the source of this 12870-nucleotide messenger RNA. Lineage: Eukaryota; Metazoa; Cnidaria; Anthozoa; Scleractinia; Poritidae. The record is from the annotation of a GenBank genome assembly.